Molecule: messenger RNA, 3741 nt
Organism: Rattus rattus (black rat)
Lineage: Eukaryota; Metazoa; Chordata; Mammalia; Rodentia; Muridae
Gene: Cbx2
Product: chromobox 2
Exons: 5
Coding region: 53-1624 (523 amino acids)
Biological process (GO): negative regulation of transcription by RNA polymerase II
Cellular component (GO): heterochromatin; PRC1 complex
Source: RefSeq, a predicted model, not a curated record
UGUGCAGCAGUAAGCCGGGGUCUGCGGGGCGCGGGCCGCGGCGGGCGGCGGCAUGGAGGAGCUGAGCAGCGUGGGCGAGCAGGUCUUCGCCGCCGAGUGCAUCCUGAGCAAGAGGCUCCGCAAGGGCAAGCUGGAGUACCUGGUCAAGUGGCGCGGCUGGUCCUCCAAACACAACAGCUGGGAGCCCGAAGAGAACAUCUUGGACCCGAGGCUGCUCCUGGCCUUCCAGAAGAAGGAACAUGAGAAGGAGGUGCAGAACCGGAAGAGAGGCAAGAGGCCCAGGGGCAGGCCAAGGAAGCACACAGUCAUGUCCUCCUGCAGCCGGCGCUCCAAGCUCAAGGAACCAGAUGCACCGUCCAAGUCCAAAUCCAGCAGUUCAUCCUCUUCCUCCACAUCUUCCUCCUCUUCCUCAGACGAAGAAGAAGACGAUGACGACGACAGCGACCUGGACUCCAAGAGGGGAUCCCGGGGCCGUGAAACCCACCCGGUGCCUCAGAAAAAAGCCCAGAUCCUGGUAGCCAAGCCAGAGCUGAAGGAUCCCAUCCGAAAGAAGCGCGGACGCAAGCCUCUACCCCCGGAACAGAAGGCAGCUCGGAGACCGGUAAGCCUGGCCAAGGUGCUAAAGACCACCAGGAAGGACCUGGUGACCUCAGCCCCCAAGCUGCCGCCUCCACUUAGUGCUCCUGUGGCAGGCCUGGCUGCCUUGAAAGCCCACACCAAAGAGGCCUGUGGCGGCCCCAGCACUAUGGCAACCCCAGAGAACCUGGCCAGUCUGAUGAAAGGCAUGGCCGGGAGCCCCAGCCGAGGCGGCAUCAGCUGGCAGAGUUCUAUCGUACACUACAUGAACCGCAUGAGCCAGAGUCAGGCUCAGGCCGCCAGCCGGCUGGCGCUCAAGGCCCAGGCUGCCAACAAGUGCAGCCUCGGGCCGGACCUGAAAGUGCGGACGCAGAAAGGGGAGCUAGGGGUGAACCCCGCAGGAAGCAAGGUUCCCAAGGCCCCUGGCAGUGUUGCUGCAGAGCAGCAGAGAGGGAAUAAUUCGGGGAGUCCAGGUUCCCAGCUGCCACCCACUCAGGAGUUGAGCCUUCAGGUCCUUGACUUACAGAGCGUCAAGAACGGUGUGCCCGGUGUGGGCCUGCCUGCUCGCCAUGCCACAGCCACCAAGGCUAUUCCUGCCACCAACACAGCCACGGGGAAAGGUCCCGGGAGCGGCCCCACAGGAGUAAACGUGACCAACGCUCCCACAGACACCAACAAAGGGGAAAAACUGACUUGCAAGACAGCGGCUCUGCCUGCCCCUUCUGUCAAGAGGGACACCGCUAAAAGCAUUGCUGCCUCCGGUGGGCAGGAGGGCCACACAGUCCCCGGAGAAGGUCAGAAGCCACCUGCACUCUGUGACAUGAGCACGGGGGAGGAGAACAGCAGUUCUGACUCAGACCCCGACUCAUCCUCGCUGCCUAGUGCUGGGCAGAACCUGUCGGUAGCUGUCCAGACCAGCCAGGACUGGAAACCUACCCGCAGUCUCAUCGAGCACGUCUUCGUCACGGAUGUCACAGCCAACCUCAUCACUGUCACCGUGAAGGAGUCCCCCACCAGUGUGGGCUUCUUCAACUUGAAGCAUUAUUGAGACCAUUGCCCAAGUCAGACCUGCCUUCCAGUCUCUGGUUUCGCUUUGAUGCCUGACCUGGGGGGGGGGGGGCAGCUCUGCCUUGUCCUGAGACUCUGGGCUGGGAAAUGGCUUCCUGCUGAUUCUACCUCUCUGGGCCUCCACUUCAGUCUGUCCUGUCACCUCAGGAAAGCCAGGUGGCCACUGACUUGAAAGCAGGCUGCUUGGAAAAGGCAUUUUUUUCUAGAGUCCCUCCCUGACUUAGUGAGACCCUCCCCAUCGAUGCCCAACUACCAGGAGGUGGGGGAGGGGAGGGGCUGCUGAUAGAGCUCCCUCCCCAGGCCAGUGAGGAGACGGGUGGGGCUGGCAGGACCUUCUCUCAAGUCCACCUGUGGCAGGGCCUUUCUGGUGAGGGAGGCAUUCUGUGCUUUGCAAGUAAGGCUAUAUUGCUUCAUUUCUUAAAAAGAUAACUAGUUGUGAAGUUGGGCUCAGGGACCCUGCAGAACUCUUGAGUCUCUCUAUCCCUGGUGUGGCGUCCUCACUAGCUGCGACUGUAGUCCCAGAGCCCAGCCAGGGUUUGGAGUUCCGGCACUAAGAUGUACCUGGGUGUUACUGGACUUGGGAACAGAGGGAAUUGUGUUGUUACCACCUCCUUCCUGCAAGCAGGCCUGAGCUCCAGUGAGCUCCCAGACCCCUGCUUUGGCCCACUAAGUUGUACCCUAGUUCUGAGGUCUUGACACUCCUGGGCUUGGGGGAGGAGUGGGGCUAGAAACCCAGAGCAGGCUAAAGUAGAAGCCAGGAGUCCUGGGCGAGCAAUUUUCCCCACUUGGAGUUCUUUUUUUUAACAAGGGUCCCCUAAGUCACCACGGUAGCUCCAGUGUGGGAAUAAAGGUGUUUCAUGGGGGCCUGUCUAGACUGGACAUCUCUAGACUGCUGCGUAAGCAUUUCCUGUAGUCAGUCCUGGUGCAGAGAUCCCUACCUGGUGAGUGAGCCACUCUUGGGUCCCGUUUCCCUGACAAUCCUCUCCCGCGUUUGGGAGCUUGUGUUUCCUUCCUCCCUGAGAAGCAAUAUCCCUAUGCCUUUUGUGUGGUGGGGUAGUUGGCAGCCCACCUGGCAGAGGGCCCUAAUUCCUUCCCUCUCUUUAGGAGACGAGCUAGUUCUAAGCUCCUUACCAGAUGCCUUCUCCCCUGUCCCCCAUCCCAGGUAGCCGUCUUGAAACUACCUUGUCAUAUUGCUGGCCGAUGUCAGGAUUGUCUGUCCUGGAAUAUCACUGUGGGCCAUGACAAUCCGGUCAGUGAGUCUGUAAUGCCAAAAAGUGGGGGUGGUGUGAAACCCUUGUUUCUACUUCUGCCAUUGACUGAUCAGCCAGCGGGUAUGGGCUCUCACUCCAGUGGCCUUGAAGGGAAGCCUUUCCCCUUCUAAAACCAGCCAGACAGGGGGCUGAGGUGUCCGGGACCUGCCAUGCUUUCAGAGUGCAUCCCACCCCUGCCCCCCAGUAGCUCACUCUGCACACCAAAUAAGACAGACGGUCUUUGUGUAACCAAACCGACCUCAGCACUGUGCCUUUUGGGGACAGACCCACAUCCAUGGCCCCUAAGAGGUGCCUGUGAUGUGCCAGGGGGCCAUGUCACUGGCAGCCGGAGCUACCGGUGGGAAUUCAGGACCAAGAAGUGGGUAGCAAGGGGCAAAGAGUUACCUACUGGGCCAUCGGCUUCCUUCCCUGCCCCCAGCCAGGGUCCUUUGCUUCCUCACCCAAGGUCUGCAGCUUCUGUGUCAGACACUGCCUUACAGGCACCUCCAUGUCUUUUGGGGGUCCCAUGAGCUAUUGGAGAAGUGAUGGUGUUUGGGGAUCUGGGUUGACUGGCCUUUGUCCCCUGCUGCCAGUCUCCAAAAACCCCGAUUUGGUGCCUUUUUUAUUUUACCGGUUAUGUAAGUCCCAAAGUUGAAAUCUACAAAUCCUUUCCUCUCAGCCACUUUGCCUUCUCGUGUUUUUCUUUCCUGGUGCUGUGACCCCAGCGGUCUGUUACAAAGCAUACGUGUGUAGUGCGCCGGCGUGAGAGCCCCACUGGAGCGGCACCAUACGCUCCGAGUCAAGUUCUCGUGUUUACCAAUAAAUAAAGUAGUUGGUUUUUAUGCUU